UUUGGCUCCCUAGCCUGGUAGAUGUCAAAGGCUGAAGCUGUUCCCCUUGCCACAUUAUAACUAGUAGGGGAUCUACAGUAAGCAUGGCCACAGCUGCCUCGAAUCCCUACAGCAUUAUCAGUUCCAACUCUAUGGUUCAUGUAGACUCCUCGGUCAUGCAACAAGGGAGUCCUUUCAGGAAUCAUCAGAAACUUCUCCAAAGUGACUAUCUACAGGGAGUCCCAAGCAACGGACACCCUCUCGGACACCAGUGGGUGACCAGUUUAUCCGAGGGAAGUCCAUGGCCAUCGUCUUUAGCGGGCAGUCCUCUGGAGCAGCAGGAUGUGAAACCGGGACGAGAAGACCUGCAACUCGGAGCGAUCAUUCAUCACCGGUCCCCUCAUGUCGCCCAUCACUCGCCCCAUACAAAUCACCCAGCUGCAUGGGGGACACCUGUGUCUCAUAACUCAUCUAUAAACACCGGUGGACAACCUAUCAACAUCUACUCGCAGUCCGGCUUCACGGUCAAUGGCAUGCUAGAGCACGGAGGUCUGACGCCUCCACCUAACUCGGCGCAGACCCAAGGCUUGCACCCAGGGCUGCGAGACACUCCAGACCACGUCGACAUCGGAGCGCACCACUGCCAUGACCACUCCGAUGAGGAAACGCCGACAUCGGAUGAGCUGGAACAAUUCGCAAAGCAGUUCAAACAAAGGAGGAUCAAGCUGGGGUUUACACAAGCAGACGUUGGGCUCGCGCUGGGGACUUUGUACGGCAACGUCUUCUCACAGACGACCAUCUGCAGGUUCGAAGCUCUGCAGCUGAGUUUCAAAAAUAUGUGCAAACUGAAGCCCUUGUUAAACAAGUGGCUGGAGGAGGCAGAUUCGUCCACGGGAAGCCCGAGUAGCAUCGACAAAAUCGCCGCGCAGGGAAGGAAACGAAAGAAAAGGACCUCCAUUGAGGUGAGCGUCAAAGGGGUACUGGAGACCCACUUUCUUAAAUGCCCCAAACCCGCGGCUCAGGAGAUAUCUUCUUUGGCAGACAGCCUACAGCUAGAGAAGGAGGUGGUUCGUGUCUGGUUUUGUAACAGAAGACAAAAGGAGAAAAGAAUGACUCCGCCGGGAGAGCAGCAGCCGCACGAGGUAUACUCUCACAAUGUUAAUACGGACAACUCAUCGUGCCAUGAUCUCUGACCGUGGAACCGGGAUACACCCCGCGAGACACACACAGGAAUGGAAAUCUGGUGGCUUUUAAAUGAAGGGUCUUGUUUUUUCCUUGAGCUCUCUCUUUCUGGUUGUGCGACGAGGACAAAAUUACUUAAGAGGCACCGUGAAAGAAAACAAUAACACAGCAACAACUAAACUUUCUUUUUUAUAUCCAGCAUUUUGGGCAAUAUAUCUUGGCAAAACAAUUUUUAUUUUAAAUGACAAAAGGAACCCGUUUAUUACCAAUAUUUCAUUUAAAAUUUUUACUUUCUACUGCAAGGAUAUACAUACAAAAUUGUGCCUAUUAAUAACCUCCCAGCGCCUUUGUUGUCAAAACGUAAAUAUAUACCAGGUGAAUGAGGUAUAAUUUAUGGAAAAUCAUUUUCGGAUAUUUUUUGUUGUGCUUAAUUUACUUUUCUUUUUAAAUGUGCAGUUUGGUUGCCUGAAUCAUCAAGAUGUUUCACUGUAUUUAAACAGGUGGCAGCUUUUAAUCAAAUGGACAACAUUUAAGGGCAAAUCGUGCUAUUUAUUUCUUGGUUUGAUCUGAUUUUUCAGCAGUAAUUGUUUUUUUAAUCCGUUUUUUAAAAUCACAGUAAUGCUUUCUAGAAAGAUGUUAGCUCAGUAGCUAUACUAUGCCACUUUAUGAUACGCCUGUACAUCACAGUAAGAUACCUUACUAAUGCACCAGAGGCCGUCUUGAAAAUAAUGAUUUGUUCUAUCUGUUGUCUGUUUAAUUCCUGUAUACGUUCGAGAAAUGAAAUGCGCAUUAGUUUUGUCGACUAAAGUGUCAGUAAGAUCUUCUCAAAUACAGGCUGUUUUAAGGCCUAAAAUAGCAACAGCACUUCGGAGGAAUUGUUUAAGAAAUCCAAACAUAUUUUCCAAAAAGAAAGUACUAUUUCACAAGCAACGCUCAUUUAUGCCUGCAGUAUGUUAUGGUUCUUUUUAUACACCCGAAAUUGUUUCUUUUUUUGCCAUAUCCUCGACCAUAUUACUGUGUUAAGUAUUCGGCACUAAUGCAGAACCGUAAAAUACCAGCUAAAUAUAGGCCUAAAUGCGUUGCUGUGCAUUAUGACAUUAUUUUAUUGUACGCGCUCAAUAAUCUAAAGUUUUAUACUCCUCAAUGCUCCAACUAUAAUUUCUUUAAUAUUUCUUCGAAUAUUUGCUAUUGUACAGUUUUGUAUAAUACAACCUUUUGGAAGUUAUUAAUUUAAACAAAUACAAUUUAGUUUAUUCAGGCACUUAGUGGUGUAAAAAACUAUUUUCAUUAAAAGUUGACGUUUUCAGCAGUUUUAUUCCAAAUACUACGGCAGUUGAAGCGAUUAUUUAUUUUCAGUAUAAACCUUGUAUUAUGUUUUUUUUAGACAAACUGUAAAACCGUUAUUAAAAUGUAUGUUGGAAUAAAAACAACUUGUUGUUACAA
This is a messenger RNA of Anguilla anguilla (European eel), 2604 nucleotides long. RefSeq names its product POU domain, class 3, transcription factor 4. Gene Ontology annotation, cellular component: nucleus. The coding region runs from base 84 to 1172 and encodes 362 amino acids. The record is from RefSeq and is a predicted model, not a curated record. Gene Ontology annotation, biological process: brain development; regulation of transcription by RNA polymerase II. The transcript has a single exon. Gene Ontology annotation, molecular function: RNA polymerase II cis-regulatory region sequence-specific DNA binding; DNA-binding transcription factor activity, RNA polymerase II-specific. Lineage: Eukaryota; Metazoa; Chordata; Actinopteri; Anguilliformes; Anguillidae.